CUGUCGACUUCUAUUUUAUUGUUGCUUUUGCUUGGCCAACACGCCAAUACUGUUGACCAAUUAACCACCUUGCCUCCCAAGAUUUCAAGAUCGAUCUCUAUUUAAACCUGCAUUUAUAAAAACAUUUCACUACCAUUCCCAUUAAGCUCAAAAAUGAAGAGAGAGGGUCGACAGCAUGGCAUGGUCCGAACCAACCCCAUUCUCUCACAACCUUUCAACCCAAGGCCCAUGGCUAGGCAUGUUAACAAGCUUAGCUCACCACCAACUGCCGGCAUGUUCACCAAGGUUUCAUCCAAGCCCACGAACCACUCCAAGUUUACCGGAAAGUGCGGUCGACCCUGGUGCAACGGGUGCCAUAUUCACCCAGCUUGUAAGGCAAAGGACAAGACCAAGGGUGCCCAAAAGCUCAGAUUGAUCACUAGGAGGGUCGUGGACACUAAACCUGGAUUCAAGUUUUCGGGCUCUUCCGCCACCGACAUUUUGGAUCAGUUGACUUAUCCUUAUAUGGAUGAUGGUGAUUGCGUUGAUGACGUUCUUGAUGAUGGAUUAUGUGAUGCCAGGAUUUCGUCGAAUGAUGUUGAAAUUGAAGAGAUAGAUGAAUAUGAUAAUGAUGAUCAAAUGAGUUUCUGUGAAGUGGGAUUUGUGUGGGAACCAUUGGAUGGAGAUGAGAGUUGGUGCCUGGUAGAAGAAAUGUGAUUCAUUUGAUAAAUUCUGAUGAAUUGUAUAAUCAUUGUCCACAAAUCCUGUUUAUUUGAUUUAUGUAAUCAAGUUGUUAAUUCAUGUGGUGCAAAAUGAUUA
Molecule: messenger RNA, 798 nt
Organism: Olea europaea var. sylvestris
Lineage: Eukaryota; Viridiplantae; Streptophyta; Magnoliopsida; Lamiales; Oleaceae
Exons: 1
Coding region: 154-696 (180 amino acids)
Source: RefSeq, a predicted model, not a curated record